Messenger RNA from Rosa chinensis, 2520 nucleotides. Its product is annotated as two-component response regulator ARR12. The record is from RefSeq and is a predicted model, not a curated record. Gene Ontology annotation, molecular function: DNA-binding transcription factor activity; DNA binding. Bases 226 to 2274 code for a protein of 682 amino acids. The transcript has 6 exons. Gene Ontology annotation, biological process: phosphorelay signal transduction system; cytokinin-activated signaling pathway. NCBI's taxonomy places the organism in Eukaryota, Viridiplantae, Streptophyta, Magnoliopsida, Rosales, Rosaceae.
CUUCUUUCUGUUCUGGCCAUCCCCAUCAUUGUCCAGUUGUACAGCCUUUACUUCUACCCACACACACACACGCUCUCUCUCUAGCCACUUUCUCAGUUUUUGAUCCCUCCCCACGUUCAAAAUAAAACCCAGAAAGUUUGCAACUUUUGUUUUACUAAGUUAGUGAUAUCUUUUUCCUCUGUUAUUCCUCUGUUUCUCAUAUUUGUGUGAAGUUGGUGAGUCACAAUGACUGUGGAGGACCAAAGAGACCGGUUUCCGGAGGGUAUGAGAGUCCUAGCCGUCGACGACGACCCAACUUGUCUCAAAUUCUUGGAGGGUUUGCUUCGCAAAUGCAAGUAUCAUGUUACUACUACCAAUCAGGCAAUCAAGGCAUUGGAAAUGUUGAGGGAAAACAGAGAUAAGUAUGACCUAGUAAUUAGUGAUGUUAAUAUGCCUGACAUGGAUGGCUUUCAGCUCCUUGAACUCGUGGGACUUGAGAUGGACUUACCUGUGAUCAUGUUGUCAGGAUAUAGUGAUUUCAAACUUGUAAUGAAGGGAAUCUCCCAUGGUGCUUGUAAUUAUUUGUUGAAACCUGUUAGAAUUGAAGAGCUCAAGAAUAUCUGGCAACAUGUAGUCCGGAAAAAAUUCGACUCCAAGGACCAAAAAAAGUCUUCCAAUCAGGACAAGUGCAAUGGAAUUGGAGAAGGUGUACAAGGGGCUUCGCCAACAGGUAGUUCAGAUCAGAAUGGGAAACUGAGCAAGAAAAGAAAGGACCAAAAUGGAGACGAGGAAGAAGAAAGUGAAGAUGAUGAACAUGAGACUGAGGACUCAUCGAGUCAGAAGAAGCCUCGGGUAGUUUGGUAUGGGGAGUUACACAGAAAGUUUGUGGCAGCUGUAAAUCAGUUGGGAGUUGAAAGGGCUGUUCCGAAGAAAAUUCUUGACCUGAUGGAUGUUGAAGGAUUAUCAAGGGAAAAUGUGGCGAGCCAUCUACAGAAAUAUCGGCAAUACCUUAAAAGAAUAAGCAGUGGCAUGGUUGGUUCUUUGGGAGGAAAAGAGUCCUCUUAUGUGCGCAUGGGUGUGUUAGAUGGAUCUAGAGAUCUACAAUCCUUGAGAUCAGGGAGAAUCUCUAGUACUACUUUAUCAACAUACACAUCUGGUGGGAUGCUUAGUAGAUUAAACUCGCCGGCUGGUUUGAGCACAGGAGGAAUUACUUCUUCCGGUCUGGGACAACCUGGUCACUCCCAAAACUUGAGCAACUAUAUUAAUCCUUUUGCAAAGCUCCAGCCAACUGUGCUUCCAAACCAAAGUUCAAAUUUAUUCCAAGCGACUCCAGCAUUAUUACAGCUCAAUCAGUUGCAGCAGAGCAAGUGCAUCACCCACAAUGGGAAGUCCUAUCCCGACAAUGAUUCAACAAACUAUACAAUAUCAUCUACGUUUCGGAAUUCAGGAGUGUCUUCUAGUCCACUCCCUUCUGAUUCCAAUUUUUCGAGCAAUCAUUUGAUGUUACAUGGCAUACCACAACAAACACAUAGUACGGAAGUGUUUGGAAAUCCGACUUCUGUUAAAGUAUCAUUUGACAUCGGCAUCUCUGGCUCCCCUAAUUUUCUGGAUUACAAUCGGUGUAGUGAAAACUUUCAGGGUGGUGCACGGUUAUCCAGCUUUCCAUCAAAUGCUUUGCCAAUGAGUGAGCCUUUUAAUCAUGGUCAAAUGCAUGCUAAUAACUUGGGUGUUUUUUCUGGUAGGCCUCAAAUUGGGAACACCCUGAAUGAUUUUUCUUCUGUAAGUGCACUUUCAGCUCCUGUUGAUGAAUUAAGAGGAAAUGCACAGAACCAAGAAGGCUUGAUUGGUGAUGUUGUACCGACAUUGAGUUACAUGCCAAAGCAAAGGUGGGAAGAACACAAGGAAGGUUACAACCACGAGUUGAAUCAAACUUUCAGUGCCAUAAAUUCCCCGGGUUCUACAUUAGGUGUUAAUGGCCGUGUAAGCCAGAGUUUGGAUCAAAAUGUUGCAGUAUGCAGUUAUGAAAGGAAUUCAUCUUUAUUUGACCGGUUAAAUGGGGCCACUGCAAUGUUUGAGCAACCAAGUGCGGCUGGUAAGUCUUCCAUGGAGACAAAGAUGAAGGCGAAUGAGGACUACUUCUUGGAGCAAAUAAAGUCACCUAGUGGCUUCGUUCAGAAUAGUUAUGAAUCAUUGAAUGAUAUAAUGAGCACAAUAAUGAAACGGGAACAAAAUGAGAAUCUCUUACUGGAUGCAGAAUUUGGAUUCGAUGCGUACUCCCUUGGCUCAUGUAUGUGAGACAUUGCUGUUAGUUUUCGAGAAGAGAAUGGCAUCAACAGCUAUUUACCCUCUAUUACGGGGAACAUCAUUGUGCAAUUUCGUCUCUCGUGUAAUUUUUACCUCAUCUGCUACUUUCAUGUUCCUUAGUAAUUUCUUAUGUCCUUGCAUUUGCAAAUAGGAAAACUCUUAUCUUCCCAAUUGUUUCAACCUCUUCUUCCCCUUUCCUUGUUGAAGUAAUGGGCAAAUGGCAGAAUAAGUUCCCUA